AAAAAAAAAAAAAAAUGAGAACUUCAAAGGAGCAGCUUCAAGUAAUGUACUUUGUUCUGGGAAUAAUAAUCUUGCAAUCGAUAACAGCACAGAGCGAUACCGAACCCAUGGCCAGAAUAACGAGACCGGAAGUAUUUUCCAACCCCGACGACCUCAAACAAUUUUUAGAUUUGGUAAAAGGUUACUACUCACUGAACGGCAAAGCGAGAUACGGCAAAAGGAAGGACAUGUCGAUGGAUCACUAUGUAUGUCUUCGGCCGUCCCAACUGCAUGAACAAAAACUACUUAAUCUGCAAAAUAUUUCGGGUUACAAGAGAAAGCAAGAAAAAAGUGUUUUGAGAUAUUUUCAACCACGUGAUUGCAGAUGUUACUGA
Molecule: messenger RNA, 374 nt
Organism: Copidosoma floridanum
Lineage: Eukaryota; Metazoa; Arthropoda; Insecta; Hymenoptera; Encyrtidae
Product: pro-neuropeptide Y-like
Source: RefSeq, a predicted model, not a curated record